GAUGCAAGAUUAUUUAUGCAACUAUCGCCUCUAUCGUUUGUCAAAACCGGAAGCCAACUUUGUUGUCUAAUCAACGCAUGGAUUCAACCUGGAUGGACUGAUCGAACUGUUCAAGAUCAGAACUUUACACGCAGCGUGUUGGUGUUAACCGAGGUCAACGGGUCUAGUCAUCCUGCCGAUCAGAUGCUUUCCCCGGGAAGGACCGUCUCCUCCCGGCUGCUGAGGCCGGCCUCGUGGCUUGCUUUCCGUCGGGUCUCUGAGCGGGCAGCCACCAGCGCCGUGCAGAAAGAGUUGAUCAAGAAAUAUGAGCUGGGGAAAGAUGAGCUGCGGCCUCUUUACAUGGACUUCCAGGCCACCACUCCCAUGGACCCUCGAGUGCUGGACGCCAUGUUGCCAUACCAGGUGAAUUAUUAUGGUAACCCACACUCCAGGACACACGCCUACGGCUGGGAGAGUGAGAGGGCCAUGGAGAACGCCAGGAAGCAGGUUGCUGAUCUCAUCGGAGCCGAUCCCAGAGAAAUCAUCUUCACCAGCGGAGCCACAGAGUCCAACAACAUGGCCAUUAAGGGCGUGGCCAGGUUCUACAAGGCCAAGAAGGGUCAUGUGAUCACCACGCAGACUGAGCAUAAAUGUGUCCUGGACUCCUGUCGAAUYCUAGAGUCUGAGGGGUUCAGUAUUACUUACCUACCGGUGCAGAAGAACGGGCUGCUGGACCUGGAGCUGCUGGAGGCCUCCAUCCGUCCCGACACYUCCCUGGUGUCCGUGAUGACCAUCAAUAAUGAGAUUGGAGUCAAGCAGCCCAUCAAGGAAAUUGGUCAGAUUUGUCGAUCCAAAGGAGUGUUUUUCCACACGGAUGCUGCUCAGGCUGUGGGRAAGAUUCCCAUCAGUGUCUCUGACUGCAAGGUUGAUCUGAUGUCCAUCAGUGGUCACAAGAUCUACGGACCCAAAGGCGUGGGUGCCUUGUAYGCGCGCCGCCGGCCGCGGGUCCGUUUGGAGCCCCUGCAGAACGGCGGCGGUCAGGAGAGGGGUCUCCGCUCCGGCACCGUUCCCACCCCGCUGGUUGUUGGGCUGGGAGCCGCCUGCAGCGUCGCCCAAAAGGAGAUGGAGUACGAUUAUCAGAGAGUGUCCAUGCUCGCCAAGCGUCUGGUCCAGAAGAUCAUGUCAGAGGUUCCUGAAGUCAUCAUGAACGGAGAUCCAGAGCAACGUUACCCCGGCUGCAUAAACCUGUCGUUUGCCUGCGUGGAGGGAGAGAGUCUGUUGAUGGCUCUGAAGGAUGUUGCUCUGUCAUCUGGAAGCGCUUGUACGUCGGCGUCUCUGGAGCCGUCGUACGUCCUCCGAGCGAUCGGAGCAGAUGAAGACCUGGCUCACUCCUCCAUCAGGUUUGGUAUUGGCAGGUUCACCACAGAAGAAGAAGUCGACUACACUGCAGAAAAAUGUAUCCAGCAAGUCCGCAGACUCCGAGAGAUGAGUCCUUUAUGGGAGAUGGUCCAGGAAGGCGUUGACCUGAAGAGCAUCAAGUGGACGCAGCAUUGAACUCCGCCCACUUCCUGUAAGCUUCCUAGCUGCAGAACAAAGGAUUAGAGAUUUUUUUUGGAACGAUUUCACUUCUACUUCGACACAAACACGCACAAACUUCCUGUCCGACUUGAAGUCUGCUCGCAGCYGAAGCUCCUCCGGCUGCCGUCAGGAGAUGCUGCUUCAGAGUCGACGAACAACUUGGCAGUUUCUGUUUUUCAGUGAGGCUUUUGCAAAGUUGGGCUCCCUGAGAUGUGGCUCMACAGUUAUGGAGAAAAGGAGGUUUUACAAAAUAUUUUGUGAGAGUAACCCACUCUGCUGACACAGUUUGAUCCUGCAUAAAACAACRGAGAAUAAAACUUGUAAAAUAUUUGUUACAUGUCAAUUUUGAGCUAAAUGUAAGGUGAGACAAAACCUUUGCACAGAUCAAAACAAUGUGAGUUAAAAUAAAAAUGUCUGGCUUAUCUUGUGCCAGUUCUUGUGGUUUAUUUUUUUCACAUUUGUCACAAUCAGUAUGUACUCAUCUCACAGUUUCACAUGUAAUAAAUGUUGAUUGGUUUUGCAGCAUAGCUUCAUGAUGCGUUUUGAGUUAUGUAGCUGAAUCCAGUACCCUACCWCUGCAUCUGUUGGUUCUCCUUUUACUUUAUGUAGGAACAGUAGUGCUGAAACCUUAAAGGAAGUGGAUCAAAUCUGUGACAGGCAUACAGGUAUUUAUAUGCAAAUGUGGUACACUCUUUGUUUUAACAAGUUUUUCUUUACGUAUAAAUAUACAUAAUAAAGUGACCACCAAAGAUGCUUUUUACAACAGUUGCAAUGAUUCUGCAGUGUUUGAAAGGGUUCAGAAUCAGACGAUAUACAUACAGAUUGUUUUAAAAUUGUCUUUUGUUUCUGGAUGUUUGGGUCUCAAGCUGUUGUAAUUUAUUUCAGCUUCCACUGUCAUCUGUUCAUGCGAUCAACAAUGUUUGCAAUUUUGUGUGUAUUUUCUAAAGCUUUGUCUGUUUUUAUCAAAACUUUGUGUACCUUAAGCCAAUAAAACAGCUGUCCAGCAUUCAAAUUA
Molecule: messenger RNA, 2572 nt
Organism: Austrofundulus limnaeus
Lineage: Eukaryota; Metazoa; Chordata; Actinopteri; Cyprinodontiformes; Rivulidae
Gene: nfs1
Product: NFS1 cysteine desulfurase
Exons: 15
Coding region: 16-1533 (505 amino acids)
Biological process (GO): [2Fe-2S] cluster assembly
Cellular component (GO): mitochondrion; nucleus; cytosol
Molecular function (GO): pyridoxal phosphate binding; cysteine desulfurase activity
Source: RefSeq, a predicted model, not a curated record